Messenger RNA from Anolis sagrei ordinatus, 5972 nucleotides. RefSeq names its product zinc finger MIZ-type containing 1 (gene ZMIZ1). Gene Ontology annotation, molecular function: zinc ion binding; SUMO ligase activity. NCBI's taxonomy places the organism in Eukaryota, Metazoa, Chordata, Lepidosauria, Squamata, Anolidae. The record is from RefSeq and is a predicted model, not a curated record. Gene Ontology annotation, cellular component: chromatin. Gene Ontology annotation, biological process: protein sumoylation; regulation of transcription by RNA polymerase II.
GAGAGAGAGGGAGAGAGAGAAAGAGAGCGAGCGACUGCCUCCCUGGAAGCAGAGACAGCUCCCUUUCCGAUAGGAAUCUGGGACAGAUUUUGCCAACAGCCAGAAGCACAGGGCCCUUUGGUAAUAAAAUCGCCAAUGUAAUUUGACACUUCAACUUGCUCGGCUCUCGGCGAGUUGAUUCACUUAUUCUUCCACUAACGCGGAGCUCCUUUUCACUGUCGGCGGAGAGAAGGCGGUCUGGGUUGGCUUUUGGAAAGAGGAUUUUUUCCCCCCUCCUUUGGACAAAAACUCCCGAUUGAUUUUAAUUUUGAAAUAUAUAUAUAUACACACAUAAAGGAAAGGCACCUGAAACCUGCAGCAAGAGGGAAUAUUUGAUUGAAUCGCCUGCUUUGGAGGGAAUCAGCCCAGCUUUUGCUCAUUUGUGGGUCUUCCCCCCUUUCCUCCUCCUUCCUCCAGAAGGAAAGACGUUGUGUAUUGUGGAUACAGGCCUUGUUCUCGGCUUCCUUUCUCCUUUUUCUCCUGGUGUGUGAAGAGCUCCUGUAGGUUAACUGAUGGAGACUUCUUCAGAGAGUUGAAAGAAAGACUCUGAGGAAUUAACUGUGUGAGAUAACCUUCACUGUCAAGUUGUGCAUCUUAUCGGUAGCAUCAAGAGUGAGACUCAAUUCAGACCAGCAGCCUUUAUUCCUAAAUGCUGAAUCAGCUAAAGGAAAAUCUUGUUAUGUGAAGUUUCAAAGGAACUAGCCAUAAACUAUUCUUCGACAAGAGGUGGUUGUGGAACACUCAGCGUGAAAGAUUUUAAUGGCUUUCAGGUAGAAUCCAAGUGGAGACAAUCAAAAUGAAUUCUAUGGACAGGCACAUACAGCAGACCAACGAUCGGCUGCAGUGCAUAAAGCAGCACUUACAGAAUCCUGCCAACUUCCACAAUGCAGCUACAGAACUCCUGGACUGGUGUGGGGAUCCAAGAGCAUUUCAGAGGCCCUUUGAACAGAGUCUGAUGGGCUGUUUGACGGUUGUUAGCAGAGUGGCGGCACAGCAGGGCUUUGACCUGGACCUUGGAUACAGGCUGCUGGCGGUUUGUGCAGCCAACAGGGACAAGUUCACACCAAAAUCCGCUGCACUGCUCUCAUCGUGGUGUGAGGAGUUGGGACGGUUACUGCUGUUGCGCCACCAGAAAAGCCGCCAAAACGACCCUCCUGGCAAGCUCCCCAUGCAGCCACCCAUGAACUCGAUGAGCUCAAUGAAACCCUCCCUUUCACACAGGUGCAUAUGUGACGGCUGCCAUCUUGACAGACCCCAGAGAUUGAAACGGGGACCUCCAGAACUGAAAGCUGAUGGGUCUUUCUCUUAUGAUUCUGUUCCUUGGCAGCAAAACACCAAUCAGCCCCCAGGCUCCUUAUCAGUGGUCACUACAGUAUGGGGUGUGACUAAUACUUCCCAGAGCCAGGUCCUGGGAAAUCCCAUGGCUAAUGCUAACAAUCCUAUGAACCCAGCAGGAAAUCCCAUGGCUUCUGGGAUGACAACUAGUAAUCCUGGAAUGAAUUCACCUCAGUUUGCUGGGCAACAGCAGCAGUUCUCGGCCAAGGCCGGCUCCAAUCAGCCAUACAUACAGCAAGGCAUGUACGGACGGCCCAACUAUCCAGGGAGCGGAGGCUUUGGGGGAAGCUACCCUGGAGGCCCCAAUAACCCUGCUGGGAUGGGUAUCCCACCCCAUACCAGGCCGCCUGCUGAUUUCACUCAACCAGCUGCUGCCGCCGCUGCUGCUGCAGUUGCAGCAGCUGCUGCCACAGCCACAGCCACAGCCACAGCAACUGUUGCAGCCCUCCAGGAAACACAGAACAAGGAUAUGAAUCAGUAUGGACCGGUUUGUUCCUCUUUCCAGAUGGGUCCGACUCAAGCUUACAACAACCAGUUCAUGAACCAGCCUGGCCCUCGUGGCCCUUCCUCCAUGCCGGGCAGCAUGAACCCUGCAACUAUGGGAGCAGGCAUGACACCAUCCAACAUGAGUGGGCCACCGAUGGGCAUGAACCAGACCAGACCGCCUGGAAUGAGUCCUUUCAACCAUGGCCAAAGGAUGCCCCAGCAAGCCUACCCUGGCCCACGCCCCCAGUCUCUGCCCAUGCAAAGCAUGAAGAGACCAUAUCCCGGGGAGCCAAAUUAUGGAAACCAGCAGUAUGGACCAAAUAGCCAGUUUCCAUCCCAGCCUGGUCAGUAUCCAGCUCCCAAUCCUCCAAGACCCCUUACGUCUCCCAACUACCCUGGACAAAGAAUGCCAAACCAGCAAAACACAGGACAAUAUCCACCUCCAGCAGUCAACAUGGGACAAUAUUACAAACCAUCGAGGCCUGUUCCUGUGGCAAAUUACCCUCAUUCGCCUGUUCCAGGAAAUCCCACCCCACCCAUGACACCAGGGAGCAAUAUUCCUCCAUACCUGUCCCCAAAUCAGGAUGUCAAACCUCCAUUCCCUCCUGACAUUAAACCAAAUAUCAGUGCUUUACCACCACCUCCAACCAACCAUAAUGAUGAACUGCGGCUGACAUUUCCUGUGAGAGAUGGAGUUGUAUUAGAGCCCUUUCGGCUGGAGCACAACUUGGCGGUCAGCAACCACGUCUUUCACCUACGGCCCACCGUCCAUCAGACGCUAAUGUGGAGGUCAGACUUGGAACUCCAAUUCAAGUGCUAUCACCAUGAAGACAGACAGAUGAACACCAACUGGCCAGCAUCAGUCCAGGUCAGCGUCAACGCAACUCCACUUACCAUCGAACGAGGCGACAACAAGACAUCGCAUAAACCCCUGCACCUAAAACACGUCUGUCAGCCGGGAAGAAACACAAUUCAAAUUACCGUCACAGCAUGCUGUUGUUCGCAUUUGUUUGUGCUGCAGUUAGUACAUCGGCCAUCCGUGCGUUCAGUACUUCAGGGCUUACUAAAGAAACGUCUCCUUCCAGCUGAACACUGCAUCACUAAAAUCAAAAGGAAUUUUAGUAGUGUGGCAGCCUCCUCUGGCAACGCAACUCUCAAUGGUGAGGAUGGAGUGGAGCAGACCGCUAUCAAAGUGUCUCUGAAGUGUCCAAUCACAUUCCGCCGGAUCCAGCUUCCAGCAAGAGGCCAUGACUGCAAACAUGUACAGUGUUUUGAUCUGGAAUCCUACUUGCAGUUGAACUGUGAACGUGGGACGUGGAGGUGUCCUGUAUGCAAUAAAACAGCUUUGUUGGAAGGCCUGGAGGUUGACCAGUAUAUGUGGGGCAUUCUGAACGCUAUACAGAACUCUGAGUUUGAGGAAGUCACAAUUGACCCAACUUGCAGCUGGAGGCCUGUCCCAAUCAAGUCAGACAUUCACAUCAAAGACGAUCCAGAUGGCAUUCUUUCAAAGAGGUUUAAAACCAUGAGUCCUAGCCAGAUGAUCAUGCCGAACGUGAUGGAGAUGAUUGCAGCUUUGGGUCCAGGCCCAUCACCAUAUCCAUCAAUCCCACCUCCACCUGGCGGCACCAAUUCCAAUGAAUACAGCAACCAAGGUAACAAUUAUCAAGGUCACAGCAAUUUCGAUUUCCCCCAUGGGAAUCCUGGUGGAACAUCUAUGAAUGACUUCAUGCAUGCGCCGCAACUCUCACACCCUCCAGACAUGCCAGGUGGCAUGGCAGCCCUUGACAAGCCCCUAAGUCACCCCAUGCAAGACCCUAUCCCUCAUCCCGGCAGCACUGAUCAGUCCCAUAGUUCCAUGCAGCAAGGUUUGCACGUACCUCAUCCCAGCAGCCAGUCAGGGCAGCCAUUGCAUCACAGCGGUCCUCCUACCCAGCCGUCCCGGCAGCCACAGCAGGCCGCAGCUAGCAACCAUCCACACAAUGACCUGGCCUUUAACCCUUCCUCCGCCUUAGAAGGUCAGGCUGGUGGGCAGGGAGCAUCCGACAUGCCAGAGCCUUCGCUGGAUCUGCUUCCAGAACUCACAAAUCCAGAUGAGUUACUUUCAUACUUGGAUCCUCCUGACUUACCAAGCAAUAGCAAUGAUGACCUUCUCUCUCUCUUUGAGAACAACUGAAGCCUUCUGUAUUUUAUCCCUCACCUCUCUCACCUGUUUGACACAUUUGUAGCCUCACAGUGAGGAAUCCCAAGCCAACCUUUUCCACGAGGAGAAACUCACAACUUGAGCGAAUGGUGCACACUCCCUACUUUCUUCAUCUCAGAACUGCUUGAGUCAAGCUUUGUUCAUUGUAGCGGGGGAAAGGCAAGAGGACAAUAAGGCGGUGACCUCAGAGACUGACACUCCGCAUUGCAAACCAUUUGUGCAGCAGUGAAAGGCCUCACUUGUCCAAUUUGCAGAGAAAGAGAACAUAGUUUUGGUGUGCAUAUUGAGGCGCAUCCCAAGAGAAAUGUCUCACAAGAGAAGACAAGACAGCAGAACUACUCUAAAUGACCAGUUUCAGAAUGUCCUUCCAACUCGUGUUCUUCCAUGGUCCCUCCCUCCCCUUUUUUGCUGCAGAGUCUAUUCCAAUGUGUUCCUUCCCAGGUUGUGCAGGCCUUUUUUCUGUACAUUUCUGACACAAAGAAUAAGGACAAAAUUUGGCAGCACGUGCAGACUAGCCAAAUAAACUCAGAACCAUCAAACACAUACCAAAAAGCACAAAAAUUAAUACAGUUGUAAGUUGGAUAAAAAUUCAAAUUCAUAAAAAGGGGGCACCGGUUGUUUUUAACAGUGUAUUCUCCAUGGUAGAAGAGUUCUGUGAAUCUCCAGGCUGUGGCAAGCAUGGGGUUUUUUUUCUAAAUUGUAGCAGUCUUUUUUAUUAUUAUUACUAUUAUUAAUCUUGUUGGCAGAAUAAUUCCUUUCAUUUAACACAGAGUUUUGGACAAGUAGUUUUCUUCUGUCCUGCUCUUUUAUUUUGUCUUUUCUUAAAGGAAGUUGAUUUCAAAAUACCACUUUUUGUAAUAAUAUAGCCAGGCAUUUUUUUAAAAAAGAAAGGGUGGGUGGGAGCCAUAUUUGCAUAUGAAAUGGGGAAAAGAGAAUAACUACAAAAUGUCACCAAAUGUUUUCUGUUUUUGUAAUAUGUAAAGAGAAGACCAUUGCUCAAUUCCCAUCAAAAAAUGUGGCAAGGAUGUGAGAUAAUACCUCUCAUUUCGAGAUGAAGGAAAACGAGGAGAUGAAAACUGCCCACUCUUGUUUGCAGUAGUUGAUUUGAAAAAGGCAUUUGUAGUGGGAGGGACAUCUUACUUCUCCUCACCUUUGUUGUUGUUUUUCCAGGUUGUGUUAUGUGCUCAGCCUUUUCGUUUUCUUUUUCAAAGAGAAAUUUGGUUGUAUCAUCUAGCUGCCAGGACCAUCACCCUUUCUUUUUAAGAUGAUAUUUCCAAGGAUAAAGGGCACGGGAAGAAUAAGUCAGUUUGGUGCAGUAGUGUUGCAAGAUUCUUGUGCCACAAUGCUUCCGUCGUAUUUGUGCUUCUCAUGUGGUUGCUUCCCUCCUGCAUGAGCUUCCAGUUGCUUCUGGGCCCAUUUCUGUGCUCUCUGUCGUUCUCUGUUUAUAAAUUAUGUAUAGUAUCUCUGUGUUGAGACGUGCAUGUGUGCCAACUCUGCCCUUGUGGGCCAACAUUUCAUCUUCUGCCUACUGUGUACAGAUAUUGCUAAUUUUGUGAAUAGAGAAACCUUGAUUGCUUCCUUCCUUGUCCAGAAACAAAUCAAAUAUAACCAUAUUUGAUUUCAGCAGUAGGCCUUCAACUUUGUCCCAAAUGAACUCUUGCUUGUUGGUUUCAGUGUGUAAAGCCUGCCCACCGUAUCCUCCAUGAAUGGCGUGACAUGUGCAUUCCAUUCCGAAUUUCCUCUCUUCACCAAAGUCAUGCUUGUAAAUUCGUUGAACGCUUGUUCUUAGCAUCUUCCACCACUGCUGUAUAUGCAUCUUGUUUUUAUAUAUAUAUAGUCCACAGCACCUUGCUGUAGAUAUUACAGGAAAUGGCAGUUUUAGUUCCUGUUACUUUUCAGUAGGAGUGUUGAA